AUGGAACAGAAGCCCAGCACGGUGGAGUGCCUGUCGGAGCCAGAGGACACCCGGUAAGGGCACACCCACCCAGCAGGGAUCCUAGCGCACUGCAGAUUUGGGGGAGUUCUGCUUGCGUAUACCCCAACCGCAGCUGGUUGUUUCAGAGGACGCCAUUAAAAAACCCCUUCCUUCUCUCCAUUUCCGUCAACACAGUAACAGCGAGUUCGCUAUUAGAAGAAGCGAUAGAGAGUGUGCAGCUCAGAGUGAUUUUUGGUGGUGUCCAGUAUCUGAAUCUUUCGUUUCUGAAUCCAUACCAUGCAAGUAGCAAAUGUGGAACUGAGUGUCUGGAUGUUGAAUUCAGGAUCAUGUGUUUCCUGUCAGCCUUCCCUUUAAAAAAAGAAAAGAAAAAGCUUGAAAUGGAGGAACAAUUUUCCACCGCCCCCACCCCCCGGCCGCCAUUUUUCAUCUCUUACUCUGGGUUGUAACCAAUGAUAGUCAGAGUAGACCCACUGAAAUUAGUGGACAAUGACCGACUUGGGUCACUUGUUUUAUUUAUGGCAUUUAUUUUUUUACUGGAUUUGUAUGCCACCUUUUCCUACAAGCUGCCCAAGGUGGCAUACAUGAUUCUCUCACUCCUCUUUUAAACCCUGCAACAACCCUGUGAGGCUGGUUAGGUUGAGAGGCGGUGACUGGCCCAAGGUCAGCUUCAUGGCUGAGUGGGGAUUCGAACCCUUGUCUCUCUGGUCGUAGAGCGACACUCUAGCCACUAUGUCACACUGACUCUUUAAUUACCGUACUUUUCCGUCUAUAAGACGCCGCCGUUUAUAAGACUACCCCUAUUUUUGGGGUCUCAAUUUUAAGAAAAUUCGGGGAGAUGGCUCAGUUGUUGAGCUUUUUUUUAGGGGGGGGGACUGUCCCAUCGCCUGAAGAAGCUGCAAAUCACAUGCCCAACUGCCAGAGCGUCAGCCAAUCAACACGCACAAUAGCUGCUGACAGACACGGCAGCAACUAAUCAAACGUCCAUCCUAUGCACUACCCAUGUAUAAGACAACACCCACUUUUUUUUUAAAAGAAAAAAACAUAGUCUUAUACACAGAAAAGUACGGUAAAUUCAUCUCAGUGGGUCUGCUCAGAGCAUGACUAGCACUGGACUAUGUCUUGGUCCUCCAUCUUGGCGGACUGAAUGCAUUCUCAUAUUUUUAAGGAGUGGCAACAUGAUACACUGGAUCAAGCAAGGCAGAUUUGACCAUAAAUCUCAGGCUUGCCUAUUGUUUGCAUCUUUGGGUGGCAUGCUGCAUUCCAUGUUAAUUUCCAAGCACUGCAGGGCACACUGAUCAGGUAGCUUCUAGCACAUCACUAGGAAGCCAUAAAUUAAAGGCUGAUGAACCAAAAGCCGCUACCUGCCAAGGAGUCUGCUCCCUGUCUCCUCUGGGCAUUUUGCUCCUCUGUUCUUGCCUCCUUUCAAUCAGCCUCCAUUAGGGGUGAGUAAUUCUGCCCUAUGGCUCUAUGGUGUAUGGUUGGAUCAUUCAACUUCUUCGACUGUGGAAAUGCAGAAGAAUUAUAUUGCUUACUGGGAAGCUGCCCGUUGCAUCUCUGCGCGAGUCACCGUUAGAAACUCAGAUAUAUAAGCUAAUUGCCAAUGGACCUUAAACCUAGGUUAUAGUUGCCACAGCGAAAUGUCUAGGCUCCUUCUCCCCCCCCAAAGGAAUUUAUUGCUGGUGCUGUUGUAUUUGUUGUUACUUUCAUUUCUAUGUCGCUUUAUAUUUUAAAGAAAAAGUCUCAAAGUGGUUUACAACUUGUUUAAAACAGUAAAUAAAGCAAUCCAGAAUAAAACAAAUUCAAGCUUCAAGGGCAAUACAGUAUUUCAGAUCCUUCUCUAAGUGACAUUUUGCUUUCCCCAUAUGAAUCUACCUACCGUAUUUAUUUGAAGGCAAUGUGCACCUUUUUUGGCCAAAUUACGUUGCAAAAAUUAGGGUGUGCAUUAGAUUUGAUGCCACAUUUACACUCGCCACCAAAUACUUUUUCGGUUUUGAGGUUUUGAAAAUUGAGGUGCGCAUUAGAUUCAAUGGUGCAUUAGAUUCGCGUAAAUGUGGUACAUAAUUUAUAGAGCUGCCCCAUAGCAGAAGUACUCUAGGAAGCCAGUGCAGUGUAGUGGUUAGAGCAUGGGUAGGCAAAGUAAGGCCUGGGAGCCGGAUCCUGCCCAAUCGCCUUCUAAAUCCGACCCACGGACGGUCCAGGAAUCAGCAUGUUUUUACAUGAGUAGAAUGUGUCCUUUUAUUUCAAACGCAUCUCUGGGUUAUUUGUGGGGCCUGCCUGGUGUUUUUACAUGAGUAGAAUGUGUGCUUUUAUUUAAAAUGCAUCUCUGGGUUAUUUGUGGGGCAUAGGAAUUCAUUCAUUUCCCCCCCACCCACCCCAAAAAAUAUAAUCCAGCCCCCCGCAAGGUUUGAGGGACAGUGGACCGGCCCCCAGCUGAAAAAGUUUACUGACCCCUGGGUUAGAGUGUUGGACUUGGACCUGGGAGAUCAGGGUUCAAAUCCCCACUCAGUCAUGAAGCUCACUGGGUGACCCUGGGCCAGUCACUGCCUCUUAACUUCUUAACCUACCUCACAGGGUCGUCAUAGGGAUUAACUGAGGUGGGGGAUGAACCAUGUACACCUUGGAGAAAAAGGUGGGAUAUAAAUGCACUGAAUAAGCUCUUACUUGCUUAAGAGAGCUGGAAGGCCCAGCCAGAUGGAGAUUUCAGUUGCCAACCUGGCAUCCAGAGAUCUCCACGUGGUCGCAAUUGGACCUGCGCCAGGCACAAAACGCACCUUUCUAUCUCUGUGUACUGGGCUUGCCUCCUUCCAGUCAAGAAGCACCCUUCAAAAGAGUGACUCACACAGAAACGGGGCGAGUGGAGAAUUUGUAACUCUUCCAUGGUCCUAAAGUGAUGUUCAUUUUUUUUAAAUGUAAAGGUGAUCCCAGACUGUCACUCUCCUUGGGUGGGAUUCUGCCACAUCCUAGCAAACAUUGUUUGUGCAGUUGGAGCUGAUUGGGGCUAUCUUGCAAGAAACCUGUUCCUCCAAAAGACCGGACAUUUGGGGAUAAGGAAAAAGAGGGGAAAUUGCGCUGGAAAGUGUAGGGCAACAAAUCACAAGCGGCCUAAGUGAAAGGCAUCUUCUUUCCUGAAUUUCAAGUAUGGUUGAGGUAUCAGAAGUUUAUCGCUGCAGUUGCAUGUUCCUUCGAGUCCUUCCCCCCCCCCCGUUAAUAUAAAUUUGCUUUUCUGAGAAGUAGUUUGGUGUUUUGCAUUUAAUCUGCUAAGUAAAUCAGGAGAAGCAUUUCCACGAAGGCUUAUUAGGGUAGAGGCGGAGCGGCUUUUGAACCUGCGUUCUCCUUUGAUGCAUAAGCCAAAUAACCUAUAGGUUGAAUCCCAGGGCUCCAUAGCUAUGGAGCUAGGGGUGUGCUAUGCUGUGGGUGGGUGCCAGCCGCUGGUUGGGGCUGCCUGAGAUCCCAGCCACGGGUGAGAAUGAGGGUGCAAAAAUGUGCAGCGGGCUCCAGAAUAAUAUUGGCACUGUGCAUUUAUGAUGUUGGCAAGGGGAUUCGGUUUUCAUAGAAUCAUAGAAGGGGUCACGAGGGUCAUCUAGUCCAACCCCCUGCAAUGCAGGAAUCUCUCUGCCCAACAUGGGGUUCAAAACCACAAGUAAUACAUAGGUGUGAAAUGGAUCUGUCCCACUAAAUAAAAGAUAAGAAGGAAAUGAAGAUCCGAAAGCCCGAGUGAAUAAAAAACAGAUAAUGAUGGCUCCAGGAGUGCCAUCAGAUAGAGCACUCCGUAAACGGGGAGCCACCACUGAGAAGGCCCAUUCUCUGGUUGCUGCCCUCCGCACCUCCCUUGAGGAGGGCAUGCAGAGAAGUGCCUCAGAUGCUGAAUGCAGGGUCUUGGUGGUUUCACGUGGGGAGAGGCAGUCCUUGAGGUCUUGUCACCCUGAGCCACAUAAGGCUUUAUAAGCCCAAACCUGCACUUUGAAUUGGGCCCAGAAACUAAUUAGUAGCCACCGCCGUCAGGCCAGGAUUGGUAUUAAUGUGUGCUGACUGCCUUGCCCCAGUGAGCAGCCUGGUUGCUGAAUUCUGCAUAAGCUCCUGCUUCUAAACCGUCUUCAAAGGCAUCUCCAUGCAUAAAGCAUUGCAGCAAUCUAACCUAGAAGUUACCAGUCAAGUGCCUUUGGGUGCUUGCAAGCGGGGCACAGCGGGGCUGGGCCUUCUGCUGUGGUUUCUCCCCAUCUUCUUGCACUCAGAGGUGUAUUACUGCUGUAUGCACAGGUUCCAUUUGGCUACUGUGGCUAAUAGCCCAUGAAGCUCACAGUGUUGUUGCCUCGGUCAGCUCACUCUCCCCGUUGAGGCUACUGCGCAGGGUUAUUGCUUCGAGCUUUGUGUGAUGAAAAGUGUCGCAAUUUGGAGAGGUGCUGGGUGCCUUCAGACCCCCGUAACCUCUUUCAGGAUGCAAUAAAUCAGAGGGUUGCAUUUGGACACGGAAGACCCAAGUUCAGCCACCUUGCGUAUCUUUCAGCCUGUCUCUGCCUCAUCUACCUUGCAGGGUUGUUGUGGUGACAAUGGAAGGGUAUAAAUGAGAUGAUAUAACAAGAAUGCAUAAUCACCCUGUAAUACUUUUAACAAAAAGAAAACAAACGAGCACCCACAGUGGGGUACAGAACCCAGGUGUCCUAGAUCUCAUCUUUCCUUCCUCUCUGCGCCCUAUUUGUCAAUAGCUCAGUCAGCAGAGCAUGAGACUCUUAAUCUCAGGGUUGUGUGUUCGAGCCCCACUUUGGGCAAAAGAUCCCUGCAUUGCAAGGGGUUUGGGCUAGAUGACCCUCGUGAUCCCUUACAACUCUACGAUUCUGUGAUCUACAAAAUGAAGUAGUGCAGCUCUGUGUUUAUUAUGGACUUUGCUGAUGAUUAUCUUGCAAGCGGGUAGACAGAUAGCAUUUGCAUUUUGCACUGUAGGGUUUCAAAGAAUUGUUUCGUUUUCUUGGUAAUCCUUGCAAAGACCCUGCAAGGUAGGCCAGUAUUACUUAUCUCUGUUUUAAUACAGAUUAGGGGAGAGGGCUGAAGAAGAGAGAAUGGCUUUUCCUAAGGCCACCUGGUGAUUUCAGAGCAGAGGCGAAGCUCGAAUCAGACAGUUCCUGGGGAGAGGGCAGACGUGCUUUGCCCUCAGACAACCCCAGGUUCCAUCCCUCGCAGACUCCAGUAAAGAGUUUCAAGCAGCAGGUAGAUGAGGAAAGAGCUGUACAUGAAACACUGAUGCCCACUGCCUGCCAGAGUAGACACUACUGGGCUGGAUAGAUACACACACUUGCCUGGUAUAAGGCAUCUUCUUCCUACGUUCAGCUCAGUCUGUGAGCCACUGUGCUAGAGUAGCUCUCAUAGAUUCAAAUAUAAUUAAGCUGCAUAAUUUAAGACGCAGAGGCAUUCCUUGAUAUAGAACAGAGAGAGAGAAUACGCUUGGGAGCUUGAUGUCCUACUCAGUCUCCUGCCAGAACAGCUGUGAUUUUUAUCUCUUUCCACAGUGCUGCUGCUGCCGGUGCUGCUGCGAGAGUCGCAGUCCUAGGAAGGGCUCGCCUCUAUGUGUGCCAGGCCGCAAGCCUAUCCUGUUUACCCCUUCCAUCUGUGGCAUACGGAAGGGCCAAGGGGAGAGGGUGGGGGUCAGGAUAAUGGGCCCAUUCUCCGACACUGGCACCGGCUGGGUCCUAAUGGGCCCCACAACUCAGCAGGUGCCUUUUUUUGCCAGCGAGACUGUCUGCCCGCCCGUCAGCCAGCUGUGCUGCUGCCUCUGUUUGCCCAGACUUUCCUGGCAUGUAGCGCUGGCAGCCAGAACAGCCGUGCACGUUUGGGGUGGGAAACCAAAUUAUGUAGGAAAUAAUCUCCCCACCACCACCACCACCACCUUCCACCUGCCCCCAUGCCUUGCGAAGCGGCUGCCUUUUUGUCCAUGCAGCUGCAAUAUCCUUCUGCAUGUGUGCGAAGUGUUUUUAUUGCCUUUGCCCCUCCCCACAAGGUUUCCACCAUUCCCUGUUGUACAAAUGGGCAGGGGAAAUGAUGGCUGUGCCACAGGCCAAACAGAGAGUCAGUGGCAGAGUGGAAUCCAUCCUUAAAACCAGCCUUCUCUGCAGCACCUUUUACAGUGAGUCUGGAGAAAAGUGAUGUUGAGGUGGGUGUCUGCACCCCAAAUCAGCCCCAAAUCUGGACUCUGUGAUGCCCUCCAAACAUCAGCCUCUAAUGGACUAGCUAGGCAGUUCCCAUCUCCUUCGUCCCUCUUUUUGAUGGGAAUGCAGCCUGCUAUCCGCUUGCUACCAAUCCCAGACUUCAAAUAUUUGCUGCUUGCCCUGCUGGAGGCUGACACUAGGCCUGCCAGAACUGCAAGGGGAGAAGGGUACAUCCAACACACUGCAGUGGCUCAGCAGGUAAACUAAGCCAAGGCAGGAAAAUAGGAGGCUGAAAAGGACUUCAUUGAAACUAUUAUUAUUAUUAUUAUUAUUAUUAUUAUUAAUGAUUUUUCAGAUUUCUUACCCUGCCCUUCACCACACACUCCCAGGGUAAGAUGUAAUCAUUUAAAAAAACACAACAUUAAAAUAAAUUACAGCCAAGAGAAUAGGGUGGGCACUAAAAUAUAUUGGGUGUCGAAAGCUAGGGAAAUUUGAGAUGCUUUCAGUAUAUGUCAAAAUCUACGUAAUGAAGGCACCAGGUGAACAUCUUUGAGCAAAGCAAAUGGCCCAAUUCUGCGCUCCCCACCCCUGCAAAUAAAGGGUGGAGAAGACGUGAAUCUGGGCCUGUUUUGGAAAAACUCAAAAGUCACACCACACAGGGGUGCUUCCUUGCAGAUGUUGAGUUUUCCAGUUGUAGCGUUUACAUAGGUAUGGUAUUAGGGGCUAGCAAGGAAUGUGCAGGAUCCUUGUGGCAAGGAGACCACAUCAAUGCAGUUCAAGCCCUGGCGCUAGGAAGGCAUGCUGGUGAGUGCAAACUCCCACCUCCCCACCUCCCAAGCACACACACACACACACACACACACACACACACUUCCCCUGAAAGCCACAGUGAGCCAUCAGCCGAGGGAAGUUACACACCGCAGAAAAGAUGGCUGAAGUGUAAAAAAGAGCUUUAGAUUUCUCAAGGAAGCAAGCCAAGCCGCAACUGAGGAGAAAUAUGAAAACCACCCUGGGUCGCAAGUCAGUUUGUUCUGGAGGGAAAUCCCUUCCUGAUGCCAACUUUCAUAAUGUCUCAAAUUCAAGUAAAACCCUGUUUAUGGAAUCCUCCACAAGGCAAUUUUAUUUUUAGGGAAGGGAGUGGAAUCAUUCCCAGAUCACAGUAUUAUAGAUUCCUCUUCCCCUGCUUCCCUGCCCCCCCCCACCCCAAAGCAAAGGGCAUUGUAGAGUAGCUAAGAGAGUAAGUUGGGAAUUCUCCAGUUUUUAACUCUGCCAUAAACUAGCCAGCCCCACCAACGGGAAGCCACUGGCCUUAUCAACCUCAGCAUCCCUUCUGCAGCAGCACAAUGAUAACAGCACUGGCCUCCCUUACAGGCUCGUUGUAAGGUCACCGAGCCAAAUGCCUGUGCUAGUGCUGCAUAAAUACGAAGGAUUUUGCUUGUUACUAUUAUUAGCCAUUAGCAUCAUUAUUUUGCUGCAGGUAAAGGGCCUUGUAGGUAGCUGCAGAGAGGAUUCCUUAACAGGUGUAUGCCAGGAAAUGCAAACCUCACGAAAGGCAUCUGCAGUCCAAACAGUGCUUCAAACAGCUUCUUCAUUCCCUUCCCACCCCAGGGUUGGGAAAUUUGGCUCCCACCAAGCGCCAGGGGGGAAAACAUCACUUCUAGUCCUUUGAGAUGCUUCUGCCUUUUUGCCGGCAGUAAUCCUGAUUUUGUGUUGCAAGAUCAUCUGCUGCAACACGCUCGCACCUGUACAUGCACUUGUAUCAUUACACAAGCAGCGGUGGUGAUGUGUGGAAAGGUGCUGGUGGGGUUUUUUGCGGUUGUUGGUUUUUUUUACGUGCCCCCAUGCACACUCUAAUGGCCAUUUUACGGGAGGGACACUUCUGUGUGUGGAAGUCUAGAUGCGGCAGACACGAUGCGGUUCUGGGGAAACUCUUCAUGUUUGUGACCUAUGCAGUGCAGGCUUGGCAGCCUUCCCUCUGCAAGGAGAGAAGUGUCAUCCUGCUAGGGCUGUAAAAGCUCCCUUAUCUUUUCUCCGCUGUACAUACACCCCUUUGGCAAAAAAUUAAAAUAAAUGCUGUUGUUCAGGUGUGAUGAUCACACCUGGCCACAUGGUGGCAGACUUGCUCCAUAAUGUACCCCAGGCAAACCCAUUCAGAGAGCAAAGGGUAAAGGGCAUUGGAGGUGGGAUGGUAGGCAGGACUUGGGACAGACGUGGUUGCAGCGGCAGCACAGAGCAACCAGCGAUUAAGAGGAGAGUUUGAGAUUGAUAUGUAAUCACCAGCCCAGCAAGGAAGGGGUUGGCAGGCCAACGGUGUAUGGGCAUGUGCCAUCGAAGUUGUAAAUGGCCAAGCACGGUUUCGAUCGAAGCCAGUAAUCCGCCUCUGGAUGUGUAGCUUUAAAGCACAGUGCCCAACUCCAAAGGAUUCUGGGCAGUGUAGUUCUUUAAGGGAAUUGUAAAGCUGUGCAGGGUAAAACUACAGCACCCAGAAUUCUUUGAGGGGAGGGAAUGUGCUUUGAAUGUGCUCCGAAGGUAUAGUGUGUAUGCAGCCCUUAUCUCUGGACAGUAGGCCUCAGACCAGCCACACAAAAACCAGAGGUUUCAACAUUGACACCUCUGCAUCCAGUCCAGCAAGAGGCAUUAUUGCAGGUCAGAGACAGGGGAAAGACCUGAACAAGGGUGUGGAGUUGGGCCAAUUGGAGGUGUGUGGCCUGGGAACAGUCCCACAGGCCAGAUAGAGAGGCCUGCAUUUGACCUGUGUACCUGAGAUUAUCCACUCCUGCUUUACACAGAUGGAAGCACAUUCUGUCACCCUCAAAGGAUUCUGGGCAAUGUAGUUUGCUCAGCGUUUUUGGGAAUUGUAACCCUGUGCACUACAGUACCCAGAAUUCUCUGAGGGAAGAAAGGCACUUUGAAUGUGCUUUCAAGGUAUCUUGUGAAGCGGGGUGGAGUGCGUUUUUCCUGCGCCUCUUCUCGUCUCCAUGUGUCUUGAUAAACCGUGUGUGCAGUAUUCGGGGUGUGCUUUGUUCACAUAGGACGAACCUCAUUGGGCCCCAUAAGGAUGCCCAGACUCCGAUCUCUCCUGGCCCCGGAUUGGGAGCUGGGUGUGCCUUGGGGCACGGCCCUUGCCACAGGACAUGCCCCCGGCACAACCUUCUGUUCUUGCCAUGGGGCCCCAGGGCAGGCAAGUUUGUUCUCACGGCUUUGCUUGCCGCUCCUGUCGUAAGCAAAUAGCGAAGCUCCUCCACCUGGGAUGGGAAGGAGAAUGUGACUGGGCGGCUCUGUGGUUUUGCUUGCCCCACAGAGAUGGGCAGGACCUCUGUUCCCUAGUCUCAUGUGGGAGGUAGGAACGAUUGUGAUGGAUAAGGUAUGGUUUUGUCACCCCGCUCCUUGAGCAACCACUUUUCCGCUCGCUCGCUCACGUGCACGUACACCUCAUUUAGAAAGUAUGUGCUCACUAGAGCCCAGGUAUGUGUGGCUGACCUCUGCCGCCUUUUUCUCAUGUUGCUUAUGUGGUUGGUCUUUGGAUUAGCUGUGCAUGCUGCUGCGAUUCUUUGGGAGCCGAGACGACUGCAAAAAUGUGUCACUGGCUGCAGGAAUCAACUUCCUGAAAAUCUCCGACCUCGUUGCGAAUCAGGUUCCUGGCCCUCAUGAUUGUGAAGUCUAGGGUGUGGGUCUGAAGGGGUAUGGUGUAAGAUUGCUAGCCAUCACGCUGACAGGGUCAUUUCUCUCCCCCUCCUCCCUGUGGGUGGAGCCAAUGGACGUCGACCACACUGCCACCUGCUGCAAAGAGUUAGUGCUGCAUCCUAGUGUAAUCAGCAAAUCUCUCACCACCACCCCCCCCAAAAAUCUGCAUGGCUCUGAGAGUUUAGGAAAUCGGGGAUUGGAUUUGUUCUCUCUUUGUGUGUCUGUUUAAAGAUGAAGGGUACUAAUGCUUCACCAGGAAAUCCCCCUGAUCCCUGUUCACACCAAGGCGCUGGCCUAUGCUUAAACAAGGGUUACAGGAGCUGAAACCUCCCUGGAAUUCCUGGCUUCUAAAAUGAUCCUGUGCAGGCUGGAACGGCUCUGGUUGUUCCAGGUGAUGAGGGAAUUGCACUCUGCAGGGUGGCUCCUCCUUUUCUGUUCUGUGCCACAAAUGAUUAACAGUGGGAAGGUCUGCCGGUAGAAGAUAUAUUGAGGGAUAGAACCUUACUUUUGCAAGGGUUGGGGUAGCAUGUGUUUACCAGAAAUUCCAAAAUGUUUUGAAAGUACUCUGUACUUGCCUGUUCAUGCCCUGUUGACUGUGAGAGAGAGAUUGUCAGCUACAGCGGUUGGAGGAGCAAGGGCCAGGACUCUUGGGUUCUCUAUCUAGCUCCAUAGAAAACAGGAGGGACAGCUGAUUCACUGGUUAUACAUUCUGUACAGGGGAGGAGGCUUGGCCACGUAGAAAAGAAGUCACUUCCCAACACACAUACUUGAGAGGCACGUUCGCCUCGGGUCCACAGCAUGGAUGUAUUGGCUAUUUAAUUUGCCGUAUUUUGCUCAAAAUUAAUGUGGGUUCAUUGGUUAACUUUUUGCCGUCUAUCUGCACAUGCAUACUUUUUUGCUGCAUGAAUUUAUUUACUUAGUGUAUUUAAAUUUCCUUAAAGGCUUCCCCCAAGGAGUCCUGGGAACUGUAGUCUAUCAAGGGUGCUGAGAACUGCUGUUAUUAUCAUUACCAUCAUUGUAUUAAAUUUAUUACCCUUCCCCCUAAGGCCCCAGGGCAGACAACAGCAUUAAAACGCAACAUUACAACGGCCAAACGAAUAGCCUUCCUAAUGUUUACCCUGGAUGGGGGGUAAGCUGGAGAUAGCUGCCAAGUUUCUCCAACACGCAACGAGGACUCGUGAACGUUACACAACAGUGUUUUAAUUGUUCGAGGCAGAUUUUGCUGGUUUUAUUGUAUUGAACCUUUCGAAAUGUUGUCCAUAUGUCAAUAAAAGGUUUGAAAACAUGACAACGCAAUAUAAAAAAAGUCUGAAGCAAUGUAAGGUGGGCUCCCCAAAAUAUACAGGGCAGAGAGGAGGUCCUUAAAGUACAGAUUCCAGAAAUCUUGAAGCGGGCAAAGCCAUUACUGUUAUAAUGGCAUUGGAGCACUUUGAAAUGUGUGGUGCAGCCGCGUGGCCGCCUCCUUCGGGGUCUGCAGAAGAGGCGUCACCUAUGGACUCCUUGCCCUGCCAAGUACCUGGAGCCCAGAGCGAGAACAUUUUGAUUCCGUCCCCUGCUCCACCUUCUCCCCACCUUCUUGCCCACCCAGGGAAUCCCAGGUGCCGAGAGGGGGCACCUCCGUGCCUCCCAUGUCUCGCUGCCGGGCACACGCUGUCCUCAGGUGCCGAGCCGGCCUUGCUGGCCUGGAGCCAAGCCUCAUCAUGCACAGCCCCUGCGGAGGAACAGCAGAGCACAGUCUGGCGCUGGUCCCAGGAACUCCUGGUACAAGCCGUGCCUACAAGCCUUACGUGGACAAGAGGACAUCCUGUUGGGGAGCUUUUGCAGUCGCCUGUGGGGUGCGGGGUGGGGGGGGGGGAAGAGAGGAGGAGGUGGACAAGACAAACUGGUAGUACCAGCCUUGCCUACCCAACCCCUCUCACUCCCCCCCCCUUCUGUAGUCACUGUUGACGGUCUUUUUUUAGAAGCCUGCAUUGUGUACAUGCUGAUGUGUUGUGUUUGUUCAAAGGCUGCACGUACGCACCGCCCCGGCUUGUGUUAUUGUUGGGUCCUUUCCCCAAACGACACUUAAAUCAUUUCUCUCCCCCCCCCCCCCCCGUGUUUCCUGUUGGUGUGAUUCAAGCAUUUAAGCCCUCUGUUGGCUAGGAGGGGGGGGGGCGGGAAAGCCUCCAAAAGGAAAUGUGUAUCAGAGCAGCUGUUCAAAAGGACUAGUUCUCUCUGCAGCGGCAAGAGCUUUUAUCGCUUGGGACUGUAGGUGAGGGCUCAUAUUGUGAAGCUUUCACCCAAACAAACUAGUGUGUGUGUUUGGAGGGGAGGGUAGAUUAAAGCCCUUCUCCCUGAAAUCUAGUUCUCUGAGGGAAUGGCUUUUGUAUGGGUAGGAACUGAGUCCUGUCAGUCUCAGUCUGCUGCCUGAAGCACCCAAGCACAGGGGCAGGACUAAACCACAGGAAGCCUAGCAGAACAAAAUGAUGGCAUUCCUGCCUCACAGUGAAGGGCCUUCUGGCUGCCACUACAUCUUUCCCUCUUUUUCUGAUGAUCAGGGUGUGAGUGCUGUUUGUAGCAAAACAACAGCACCCAUGCACAAAAGGGGGUGUGUCAGCAGACUUAGGGGGACAUGGAAGCUGCAGUAAUAAUAAUAAUAUAAUAAUAAUAAUAUCGUUAGGUAAAAAAGCUGGGGGGAGGGGGGAAACCCAAAACAGCUUAGUGAGGACUGCGCAACGCCCAUUGAUCAUGGAACAUUGAUUGUCUAUUGAGGUGAGAUGGAUAACUGGGUACAAAGAGGAUGGGGUGGAGUUUCAUCACAGAGGAGAGCAUUGAUGGCUGACUGGAAUAGCUAACAGGAACAUUCCAUGCCACAACAUUUUGUUGGAGUUCUUCGUACAGUGGUACCUUGGGUUAAGUACCGUAUUUUUCGUCCCAUAGGACGCACCUAGUUUUUUGGGGGGGAAAUAAAGGAAAAAAAAUUUCCCUUUAUUUCCCCCCCAAAACCAGGUCGGGGAAACCAAACCAGGUCGAGGAACAGCGGGAUGGCGGCGCUGCGCCUCCCUGCUGUCCCCUGAGCUUGUGGGGCUGUCUGCCUGGCGCGCGGGGCGCUCUGCUUCAGCGCGGCCUGCCCGCCGGGCGGCAGGCUGCUAUCCGCAGUGUGGGGAGCCCUGCAGGGAACUCCUGCAGGGCUCCCCACACUGCAGAUGUCUGCCCAGCGCGAGAGGCGCUCUGCUUCAGGGCAUGUCUCGCGCCGGGCGGCAGGCUGCUAUCCGCAGCGUGGGGAGCCCUGCGGGGAACUCCUGUAGGGCUCCCCAUGCUGCGGAUGUCUGCUCGGCGCGAGGGGCGCUCUGCUUCAGGGUGCGCACCGACCCCUCUCACUCUCCAAGCUUCAGCGAAAGCCUGCAUUCACCCCAUAGGACGCACCCAGAUUUCGCCUUCAUUUUUGGAGGGGAAUAGGUGCGUCCUAUAGGGCGAAAAAUACGGUACUUAAUUCGUUCUGGAGGUCCGUUCUUAACCUGAAACUGUUCUUAACCUGAAGCACCACUUUAGCUAAUGGGGGCUCCCGCUGCUUCCGCACUGCCGGAGCAUGAUUUCAGUUCUCAUCCUGAAGCAAAGUUCUUAACCUGAAGCACUAUUUCUGGGUUAGCGGAGUCUGUAACCUGAAGCGUAUGUAACCUGAAGCGUAUGUAACCUGAAGCGUAUGUAACCCGAGGUACCACUGUAUAAUAGUUUCCCUGAUUCCUCCUCUCCCCUUCCCCUUGCUUUAAAACCAACCUAUUUGCAAAAGUCAUUUUGAAACUUGCUGUGUUGGGUGGCUCUUGCUCUGAAAAGCGUGGUCAAAAUUAAAGGGUUCGGGAACUCAGACUAGGCCAAAUUUCAUAAAAUCGUACACAGACUUUUACGAAAACAAAAUUCUACAAGAUAGGAAAACACCAAAGAAUUACACAGAUUAAAAUAGCUCAGCAGUUAAGAAAACAACAAACACUAACUUAUCCAGCUAAUUAACAUAAACGCUUACACUUAAAUCUCAGUAGGUUGAGCAAAGGAACAAGAAGUUGUCGAGCUCAUUAUUUCUGAGGUUCUAACCUAUUCCCAUAAACCAGGCUUAAAGGGGUGAUAUCACCACACUUGCUUAGGAAAGGAAAUAUUUUACUGAUUUUAAGAAGGCUGCAAGAUUGGGCUCAGGUGGGUUUCUUUGGGUAAGAGACCCCACAGCCCUGGCACCUUUUGCCCAAGGAGGCCCAUGUAAGCCAAUCAUUGCAGCCUUUUAAAAAUCCGUUCAAAGAUUUCCUUUCCUAAGCAAUCUUCCAAACGUCUCUUGCCAAUAGGGUGGUGCUAUUAGUUUCUGUAUUUCAGUACUAUACAUUUGCAAAAAUGUGUGUCUUCUUGGCUCCACCUUCUGCAUUCCACUCGUGCCGCUACUGCCAAUGGGGUAUCGGCAUGCAAAUAAGGCUGCAGUCACUGGCGGCCGAUAGGGUGAGCUGCCACUGAGGUCAUCCUUUGUUGUUGUUUUUUAAUCUAGGCCAAAAAGGACAUUUUGUCUUUUGAAUUUAAUUUGGAAGGAAAAGCUGGGGGCAGGGGGGGGGGGCGGGGAGACACUUUCAUGCACACAGAUUUCCCCUUCUUCCUUGGUUUGGGAGCAGGUUUACGAUUAUUUAAAACGAAGGGUGUCCUUUAAACACAUUGCAAAGAUUUUUAAAAACCUCCUCUUUAAAAUCUAUAUAUAAAUAAUAUAGGCUGCUGAGACGUCAGUCCCUACAAAAUCGGGGCAGUGGGUGACAGCUGAUGGAAUACCAUACAAGUUUUAAUACCCCCCCAAAUUAUUGCUGUUUAUUUACUAUUUUUUAAAAGUGCCUCAAUGCUAGAUGCUCUACGUGUGAAUUAGAGCAAAUCCUGUUCACAGGAUGACAUUGGUGUGUGUUUCAUUUUUUUUUUUUUUAAUGCAUGAAUCUUGAACUCCUUCCUAUUAAUCAACCCUCCCACAUUUGAGUUGUGAUCUCCCGAUAGCAUUCAUUUGCCUUCACUGCCUAAUCUGUGUAGCAUUUUCCUCUUGAAUUGCAGUUUCUUCCCUUUCCCAAUCCUCUUGAAAUUGGGGGGUGGGGAAGAGUGAGAUUAUUCAGUUUGCAGUUAAUCCUAACGCUGUUUUUGGGGUUAAGCUGGUUUAAAAAAACCAGAAAACCGAUCACCACUGUGUGCCUCCAUACACCUCGUUGGGAAAUUGAGAAGAGCUUCAGCUCAUUGGUUGUGUGGCUGAUUUGCAUGCAUAAGGUUCUAGGUUCAAUCCUCUGCAUCUACAGGAAGGGCUGGCAGGUACCCUGGAGAGCCACUGCUGCUGCCAGUCAGUGUAGACCUUACUGAAUUAGAUGGACGUAGCGCUGUGGGUUAAACCACAGAGCCUAGGACUUGCCGAUCAGAAGGUCGGCGAUUCGAAUCCCCGUGACGGGGUGAGCUCCCGUUGCUCGGUCCCUGCUCCUGCCAACCUAGCAGUUCGAAAGCACAUCAAAGUGCAAGUAGAUAAAUAGGUACCGCUCCGGCGGGAAGGUGAACGGCGUUUGCGUGCGCUGCUCUGGUUCGCCAGAAGCGGCUUAGUCAUGCUGGCCACAUGACCCAGAAGCUGUACGCCGGCUCCCUUGGCCAAUAAAGUGAGAUGAGCACCGCAACCCCAGAGUCAGUCACGACUCGAUCUGAUGGUCAGGGGUCCCUUUACCUUAGAAUCAUAGAAUUGUGUAGUUUUGGUCGUCCACCCGUGGGUGGUUGGCUAGGAGCUUACUUGGCAAUUUCGCUCACUGGCUUUUGCACCGGGAAAUAUGCAUAAAUGAAACCAGCCAUGCAACAUCUGCUGCAGUGUUCAGUCAGGGGCAGGGAGGAGAAAUGAAAAGGGAAAUGACAUCAGAUACAAAUAUAGCCACCCUGCAGCUUCAACUAAGCCUUUUCAGUUCAGAAAUCUUGUUGAAAGUACAAACCACACCAGCUUCCUGAUUGCCACCAGUCUCUUGUUCCCAAAAUCAGUGCGGUGUUGUUGCUUUCAAUUAUAAAAAUUGCAAAUGUAUAGACUUGGCCGUGAAAAGCGACUAAUAAAUAACUGGAGCAAAAUAAUUAAAUAAAUGUGUCAUUCCAAAGGCAUGUUUUAAGACUACAUAUUCCAGUUAUUUAUAAACUGUUUCCACUUUUACCAGAAUCUUAAUGGGUUGUAAGAAGGCAGUCAGCUAUGUAUAUAGAUAGAGAUAGAAGGUCAAUUUUUCCACUUCGGCUAUGCCCAAUACUUACCUCAACUCUUUGGAAAUUGGAACGAUCAUCAGUGAUUUCCAAUACUUAACUUACUUCAAAUAAUCUUUUCUGCAAGAUUUAAUUUUUCAGCAAGAGUCUGGAGUAUUUUUCUUGCAUAGUUUAAAAGGAGGAGGAGGAGGGAGAAAAAUUAGAUUCUCAGAAGGUUGGCUUCUGUUCACAAAGCACUUGCUCAACUUUAGAACUCGGUUAGUUUCUUACAUUUGGAUAGGAGAUGUUUUUGAAAAGUUUGGAUUGCCUUAUAUUGCAUUAUGGGUAACAAGGAGUUUUGGGGUUGGGACCGCUUAGGAGUUAAGUCAGCUUUUCAUUAAAAAUGAGCAUUCUGUGAUAACAGUCACCUAGAUUUUAAUGUGUGUACUCUUGACAAAAGCAAAUUGAAGAUGCAUAAUGUCCCUCAUUACUCCUUCCCCAAAUCUGCUGCUCCUAAUGGUGGCUGAAUUGGGAGCUUCUGACGGCAGGCAUUCCCUGUACAGUGGUACCUCAGGUUACAUACGCUUCAGGUUACAUACUCUUCAGGUUACAGACUCCACUAACCCAGAAAUAGUGCUUCAGGUUAAGAACUUUGCUUCAGGAUGAGAACAGAAAUCGGGCUCCGGUGGCGUGGCAGCAGCAGGAGGCCCCAUUAGCUAAAGUGGUGCUUCAGGUUAAGAACAGUUUCAGGUUAAGAACGGACCUCUGGAACGAAUUAAGUACUUAACCCAAGGUACCACUGUACUACUAAGCUCUUUCUUCUUCUCCCUGUUUCCACAUAGCAUCUACAAUUCGGCUGCAAACUGAAUUGCCUUCACAUCUUUUCCCUCUUACUUUCCUUUCUGGAGGUCAAGGGCAAGGAUGCAGUCCCACCCCAAAAUCCCGGGAAUUGUAGUUUACCCCUCGCAGCUACAACUCCCAGCACCCUUAACAAAAUUCCCAGAAUUUUUGAGAGGGGAGAGAAUGUGCUUUAAAUGUAUGGUGUGUCCUCAGCCAUAGUAGUUAUUGUUGGAUAACUACUAGAGAGUUCAAUUCCCUGUUUUGCUGUGAAGCUCACUAGGUGGGUUAGGUGUUUUUUUGAGCAUGACAAACAUGGGUUGGCAUGGGCUGCAGUGUUAGAAACUGAGAUAUGAAAGCAUGGAGCUAAAUGGCACCUUAAACCUAGGUUAUGGGCGCAACAAUGGAAUGUCUAAGCACGCUUUUUUAUAGCGAGAAUACAAAGCUGAAAAUGAAUGAACUGCAGCUAAAAUACUAUGUUCAUUUUUCACAUGCUCUAGUCCUUCCCACCCCCCUAAUAUUCAUAAGAGGGUCUCUACUCCAGUCUUCACAGAGUACAGUCAUACCUUGGUUCUCGAACGCCUUGGUACUCAAAUGUUUUGGCUCCCAAACGCCGCAAACCCAGAAGUGAGUGUCCCGGUUUGCGAACCUCUUUCGGAAGCUGAACAUCCAACACGGCUUCUGCAGCCUUAGUUGUCGAACGGACUCCCGGAACGGAUUAAGUUUGACAACCAAGGUAUGACUGUAGCUGGAAGUGGGGAGGCGGAAAAAGGUCCUCCUUUCCUUCAACUCUGCAGUUUUGAUCUGAAAUCUUAGGUGCAGUAGUGCGCCCAGAGCUCAGAAAUUGCUUGCGCUAAUGAAAUUCUCUAUUGCAACAUGUGCCUAGAACAAUGGGAGUUCCAAACGCUGGUGGGCUGAGUUGCUGGUGGUGGUUUGGCUUCUCUCUUUUGACCUCCUGCUGCAGAGUCAUGCCGGCUCUGGGGUGAGCGUGCUCCAAAGGCCGAGGCAAAGGAGAGCAUGGGAAUCUCAGGUCAAGAAGGGGCUAGCUAUGUCUCUACAUCUGCAUAUGUGUGUGCGUAUGUGUUUGUGUGCAUGGGGAACCUUCUUCCCAACCCGCUUAUCACUUCUGCUGCUCUCAGAUAACAUAAAGUGAGACCACUUGUACUGCUCUCCUCGCCUCCUGGGUUCUUUAAGAGGUGUGGGAUGAUGGAACUGGAGCUGUAUGAAGCAAGAGGGUAAAGUUGUGUGUGGCGCUUGGGAAAGCUUUUUAAGGGAAGUGGGCUGCAGAUUCGGGUAAAAUGCUAUAAGGCUGGCAGGUAAAGAGCCACACAAGGUUGCCCUUCCCCUGAUGAAUCCACAGUUCUGUUUUGUUUUAAAUCUCCUCUCCCCUUCUUUCUUCUCCGCAGGUGGCCGGAUGGGAAACGUAAAAGAAAAAGCAGCCAAUGUUCGGUGAAAAGCAGUAUGUCAGGUAAGCCACCCUUUUCAGGCUGUUUAAAUCCUAGCUAUUUGUCCGGCUCCCACCAGCACCUCGCUUGCAUCCCUGAUCGCUCUGCUUAAUCAAGAAUAAUCAAGAACAAAGUGGGCCGCAGCGAGCGGAGACCAGGCCUUCCACAGCCACAGGCUUGCGAAGCCAAAUGCCUCCCAAAUGACUCGAGCAAGCGAGCCAAGCCACAAAGUUCAGAGCCAGGGAAUAUGCAGAUAUGUAUUUGAGGCAGUUUGAGCUGACAGAUUAGUCUCUUUCUGGCACCCCUGCCUCCAAUCAAACUACUAUUUAAGCCUUGAUGCUACAGCAAUCUAUGCAUCAAGAUCCCUCAGAAAUAUUUCUAGUGGUAUGUGACUUUUAGUUCCACACGAUGGUUUCUCUCUAUAAAGUUGUAGCAAAACCUUCUCUUGAUGCCCCAGAAAAAAAUACAUAUUAGAGGGGAAAAGAGAAAUGCAGGCGGGAGGGGUGGGGAGCCUUCAUUGAUGCAAACAAGCGAUGCCCCGAGACUCCAGAAUAUAAAUAACAGCAUAUCCUCCCGAAAUUUAUCCAACUCUGUCCUUGAACCGAUUGAAGUCCUUUUGAUGUUUUCCACUGGCCCAGAGAAGGAGGUCAUGGGGCAGCUCAGGAUAUCGGUUCUCAAACGGCAGAGUCUGCAGCCGGAAGAUAAACCACUAAAGGGCUGGGGGGUGCAAGAGGUGAGGCCACAAUGGGUCAUGGGGCAAAGGCGCAGUGAUGUGCGGGUUUGUGAAUGAGAGUACUCAGCCGGAUAUUUGCUUCUUAGGAUAAAAUGCUCCCCAUUGGUCUGCCACCCGCUCAAGUCAGCCACCCUCUCCCCACACAGAUACACAUUCCAAAUCAAAUCAUUUUGAUUCCCAUCUCCUGUUACAACCUUCAGUUCUUCAAAGCUCUCACUUGAAUAAUACCUGAGGUUUCUCCCCUAAAAUACAGUAGUAGUGGUCGUAUUGCUAUUAUUAUUGCUACUGUUGCUAUUAUAAUUAUUAAUAUUAUUACUGGUACAUUUAUGAAUCGCUUCCCAUGAGGCAUUCCGAAGCUGCAUACAAUAUAAUUUAAGAGGUUUAUUAAGUGGUUACAUGAAUAAAAACAAUUGCACAUAUAACAAGCAUUUCAAAUAAAUAAAACCUUUUCUCAUAUUUUGUUUUUUAUGUUGUAGUCCCUUGAUGAAGGGCGGUAUAUAAAUUUAAUAAGAGCAAUAACAAUUUUAUAUGUAGAGCACACACACACACACAAAGCAACAAUAGCACAUGUGUAGAAUCAGUUCAAAUCCCAUGCAGAUACCAACUAGGAUAAAGAUCUCCAUUUAGAAGACAUGCAGUAGCUCAUUUUACAACGAAAGGAGCAAGAUGCUUCGAGGGGGGAGGAGAGAGAGAGAGAGAGAGAAAUACCAGGUUCAAGAUUUUACGUAGCAGGUCCAAGGGGGAAACCCCGAGGAGGGGACUUAGGCAGCUGUGGAAAGGCAGGGGCCUUCAGUCUCCCCAAAUGCUUCAUAGGGGCAAGACCUACCAAAGAAGAGUUACUGUGCUCGUUAGGCCUGACACAUCCUGUGCAGAUUCAGCUUUUCUAAAAACUUGCUGUGUGUGAUCCGCUGCUGUCAUUGUGGAAGUGCCCUAGUUCAGUGCCAGAGCACUGGAUGCAGAAGGUUCCCCAGGUUCAGCUUCUGUGAUCUCCUGGGAGGACUGGGAUUGACUCCUGCCUGAACCCCUGAAAAGCUGCUACCAGUCAGGGUGGACCCAGUGGUUUGGAUCCUAUGUUCAGCUUCCCCAUGUUCCUAUUCUGUCCUCUCCCGUCUUGAAUAGGUCUGUUCCAAUGGAAGCUUCACUGUUUGCAAUACGUCCGGCAUUACUAUUUUCCUUUUGCUGUUUGUGGGUUGGGUGGUUGGUUUUGUGCUGGUCCUCCCGGCCUGGUCUAAAGGGCAAAGACAUCCCUUUCCUUAGAAGAGUCAUUGGAAGGGGCUGGGUCUAUGCCCUCUGUUCCAAGGGAAGGCAAUACCUUCUGUGACCCUUGAAGGACACAGGAUCUCAUGGUAAAAUAAAAAUAUAAAUCCUCCUUCUCAUAUUAAAUGCACGAUGUAAUGUGUGAUGUGGGUGGCAGUCACAUAUGGCAUGCAGUGUGUCAUUUGCAAGGGCCAUGCAUACUAGUUUAUCUUCUGUGGCACACAUUAGAUCGUAACAUGCCUGUGGGAAGUCCAUUAAUAUGCCACGCUAAAGAGGAUUCCCUGCUCGGUGGCUGUGUAAAUGGGAUACCUUUUCACAGUCUGUUUUUCGUCUCAUGGAAGCUGAUUUUUCAGUCUCAAACGUGGAAAUGGGAAUCGGUCUAACAUGGCUGCAAAUUGUGUGGUCUCUUGGGGAGGGGGGAAAGCGUCACAGCAGAACUCGGAGCUUUCUCUUCCUACCCAGAUGCUAGCUGUCUUGCUGGCAAAGGAGAGGGGAGGGCUUCUCGUCUUCCCUCCUGCCCCCCCCCCCGGCACCAAAAGCCAUCAUGCUUUCAUGUUGCUAACAGCUGUAUUCCAGAUGAGUUUAAGACCUUGUCUUUCUUCUCUCACAUCCUCAUCCCAUUGCCUCCAUCUGGAAAAUCACACAGGGUUUGAGGGACCUUCUGGCUCCUAAACUACAAGGGCCAGUUUGCGGCAUGAUACUUUCCCCAGCAGGGAUCUAUACUGGUGUAGGGAAACCAUGUGUAAAUUUGUCGUGUGUGCACAAAAGUGCACAAGUAUGUGUGGCUGUAUGGAAAACGUCGUGUCAGAAUUGGCCCUCAGCCAACUCUUAUCCUGUUUAUCUUUUGAGAGAAAGCUCCAAACUCCACUCACCAAACACAAUCACUGGUGUUUCUCACAGUGAACAUGCGGCACAUCCGUAACAUGCAUGUGUCGUUUAUAUACUGAUAUACAUACACCAGAACCCCCAAGCAUGUGCAAUGGGAGAUUUUAAAGAAAAUCACAUCUUUCAUGUUUGCUCCCAGAUGCUCUUGGCACUCACUCUCACACACACAUCAUAUAAUACUUUAUAAAUUCUAUAAAUCGGCCAUGAAUUCUAUAAAUCGGAAAAGGCCAACGAAACAGAAGGGCCAAGUUGAACGUGAGCAUUUGUUGGCAGGAAAUGGGAAUGUGCAGGGAAAAGAGGCUUUGGGGAGGGGUAAGGGAUUGUGGGCCAAGCAGGCCAAGAAGGUGGCCUGAAUUUUGCAUGUUUCGUUUUUUUAUUUAUUUGGAUCUCUCGCUUCUUCCAUCCAGUCUCGGAUGCUGCAAAUAUCUAAGCAACAUGCCACUGCUUUAAGGCAGCUGAGACCUAGGCUUUAUCCCCCUCCACACAGGCAUACUAAUGCUGCAAGGGGGGCACGUCCCCUUUUCCGUCAUGGCUGGGUCAUCCUAGGGUCGUGUGGAGGUGACCCUUGCCACAACCCUAGACAAUAGGACAUUGUGAGGGCAGGGGGUGAACGAGAGAACACAGCUCCUUUUCCUGGAAGGGGGCAGAGGGGGCACCUUCAUUAUCAGGGCUGAUGAGGCUCUGGAGGGUAAGCAAGGUUACAUGAGUUGGGGGUGGUGGUGGCAGGAGAUAAUUGGAAGGGGGGGUCACAGGCUGCUUCCUUCCCCUUCAACAACCCCCCGCAAGCCCAGAGAUAAAGAGCCUUUUUGUGGACGUACAUGGCUGUUGUGUUUUCUGCAUGAAAGCCGCCCUCGUUAGCGGUACUUUAAAUAGCCUUUCAGAAAGACUAACGAAGCCUGGAAGUGGGGGGAGCAGACAAGGACAGGCCUUGCCAUUGCCCCCUCCCUCCUGGAAUGUGGGGUCAGAGGGGAUCCUGAGAGCCAUUAAGGCCAUGGGGUGCCUGUGCUGUGAGGGGUGGACCGCAAAGGAGGCCUGCAGUCUUCAUGUUUUGCCAGCGAAGCAAAGCCAAGUCAGAUAUGAGGCAGCUUACAAAUUAAAGUUGAGGCAAAUACUUGUAUCCUGCCAUCCCCCCCCUCCAUGAAAGUCAUAUGUGGUGUUGUCCCACUUUAUGUUCAUAACAACCCUUCAUUGUAGGAAAGUCAAAGCAAACGGCCCAAGUUUCGCCCAGUGAGCUAGAUGUGGCUGCAGGUAGAUUUGAAACCAGGUUGACCUGGUACAAAUUAGCAUUCAUAAAGAGAAGAGUAGCUCUGAGCAUAUGCUCAGAUUUCCAGAAUGCUCUUUCCAGAAGACCUAGUCAGAAAGGGUUUGGGAGGAAGUUGUAAGGGCUUCAGGAAUGAUCCCUGACUGCUGAAACAUGAAACGGAGCUCGCCAGCAAAGCCUCUCUCUGGCCUUCCUUGCUCCAUAUAUGCUCCACAUAUACAGUCACCAGCUUUCUCACUCUCCAGCUCUGUCCCUGCUCUCUGAUCCUCAUUCACUCGGCCUGUGCUUCCCUCCCUCUUAACAGUGGUCUAACUGGGAGGUCACUACAGCAUGGAUCACUGAAGGCCAGGCUGACCCAGGCCCAGGAAUGGCUGCAGCUGGUCAACCAGCCUAAGCUGGGCAUAAGCUCCCCUUGCCUAAGUGGCUCCAAUGACAAGUGGGAAUCCAGGAGUGAUCCCAGACUAUGAACCUGUUCCUUCAGGGGGAAAGCCAUGCCUCCCAGGAUAGGUCAUACACCUAAUUCCUGGAUACAGAAGCCAUCCGCUCACAGCAUCUCCAUCUUUAUUAGCCCCCACCCAGCCCUUCACCACUUCCAGACACCAGUCCAGCACCUUCACACUUCACAGAUGGAAUGGAGAGAGAGACCUCCAGACAGCAAUACAGUGGUACCUUGGUUCUCAAAUUUAAUCCGUUCCGGAAGUCAGUUCCAAAACCAAAGCGUUCCAAAACCGAGGCAUGCUUUCCCAUAGAAAGUAAUGCAAAAUGGAUUAAUCCGUUCCAGACUUUUAAAAACUACCCCUAAAACAGCAAUUUGACAUGAAUUUACUAUCUAAUGAGACUAUUCAUCCAUAAAAUGGAAGCAAUGAACGCAGUCACACAAUCAAUCAAUCAGUAGCUGAACUGGGUUCCACACAGUCACAAAAACGAAAGAGCCACAAAAAUGCAAAAUAGAUAGCAAAAACAGACAGACCUCAGCAUAACACUCAAAACAGAAGUGUGGCACUCAAAACGGAGCAUGUUCUACUUUUGAAAAAAGUUCGCAAACCGGAACACUUACUUCUGGGUUUGCAGUGUUUGGGUUCCAAGUUGUUUUGAGUACCAAGGCGUUUGAGAACCAAAGUACUACUGUAAUGUGGUAGCAUGGGGGAAGCAUCACAGGACCAUUAAUAAAGCAGAAUAAAUUUGCCACUAAAGCAGUGUUACUGUGCCAAAACCACGUUGCAGAAUACACCGGCAACACAACACCCAUCUGGAAGGGCUUGUAGUGUGUUAACCUUGUGGUUUUGUGCAGCUUGGUUGUGUUGCUUGUGUUUCUAAAAGGGAGGCGACUUUGAGAGCUGCGAGUGGCUAGUAAAGUGUGUUGCUUUUAAAGAUAUAAAAUUGUGAUAUGACCCCUUUGUGUUUCAGAGGUGAUAUGGGUCUAGCCAGCAGGUAAUGAUGACCAGUGAAAGAGAGUAAGGGUGGGCAGGCCCAUUGAAGUCUGGUGUGUCCCAGUUCUGUAUUCCCCCUUCCAGCCCUGAUCUCUCCAUUCUUGUUUUCUCCUCCAGGGUACAUCCCUAGCUACUUGGACAAAGAUGAGCAGUGCGUUGUAUGUGGAGACAAAGCCACGGGGUACCACUACCGAUGUAUUACCUGUGAAGGCUGCAAGGUAAUGGAAACAUGGGAAGGCCAUCUGGCCCGAGCGGCUCACUAGAGGGUGAAUUCUCUCCUUUGACUUGGUGCCUCUGCAUGACCCCAGGCAGCUGCCAAGGACGGCACUGCCCAGGGCUUGGGUUUUUUGGGUGCUGCGACUGAUGGGAAGCAUUUUGGUCCUUUUCGCAGCAGGGGCCAGAGGAAGGCUGUGGGUGAGCCUGGUGCUAAGUGAGGGUCUGGAAGGUUUGAGCCAAAUGUGUGAGCAGCAGUCGCUCAGAAUUUCUGGGCCAAGCUUCACUGAGAUAUAUAGAAGGAUAAACUAGAGCAGGGGUCUGCAACCCGCGGCUCCGGAGCCGCAUGUGGCUCUUUUACACCUUUGCUGCGGCUCCAGGGCGGAUACUAGUGAGGGGAGGAGGCGCAUUGUGCGCCCCGACACUCCCCACUGUGGCGGGCGCUGUACUGGCUGUGACAUCGCAUGGGGGCAGUGCGUGCGUUAGUCACGCACCGUCCCGACGUCACCUUCCCGCCCGCCCGCCCGCUACAUUGUAAGGGGCAUGUACGCUGGUCACUGCAUUGAAAGGGGGCAUGUACACUGGUCACUGUUUUGAAGGGGAGUGAAGAACACACACACAAAAAGGUAACUUGUUAAUUUAACGUUUAUUUCUAUGAGGAGGAGUAAUUCUGAGAGGUCAAACAAAGAAAUAAUAAAAAAGUGACAAAAAAGUUAUUUUUAUAAUGACGAGUUUUGCGGCUCCCAGUUUUUUUUCUUCGGAAAUGGGUCCAAGUGGCUCUUUUUGUCUUAAAGGUUGCAGACCCCUGAACUAGAGAGUGAAAAAGGAAUUGAUAUGUCUUGGCAAACUGCAGUGUGGAAUGGCUAAAGCCAGAUUUUUACAGUGAUGCGAGCUAGACAAAUUAAUAUUUUCCGUGGUCUCUGGUUACAUUUCUUAAUUUGUUGACUCUUCUUCUGUUCCACAUUUACCUUACUGAUCUGUCAGCCUCCCUCACUGCCAUCACCCUCCCCCAGGAUUCUUUUCACCGCCUCUGUUGUGCUCUUUCUCCAAGGGACUUGGAGUGGGGCCUGUGUGGGGGUUUCCCAGCUUUCUCCUCACCAGGUUAGGCUGGCAGGUAAUGAUUUUUGCCCUGUGCAUUUUAUAGAUGUGUAGGUGUUUGAACCUGCAUCUCCUAGGUCUAGGGCCAACUACCUAGCUGCCACCACACCACAGUAAUGACCGUAUGUCACUAGCAUGCUUGGGGCUGCAUAGGACACAGUCGUGAUAAACUUUUCUGCCCAAAGUGUCUGCAAGUCAGUACAGUCGUACCUUGGAUCCCGAACGCUUUGCGAGUCGAAUGUUUUGGCUCCCGAAUGCCGCAAACCCGGAAGUGAGUGUUCUGGUUUGCAAAUGUUCUUUGGAACGCGAAUGUCUGAUGCUACUUCCGAUUGGCUGCAGGAGCUUCCUGCAGCCAAUCAGAAGCUGUGCCUUGGUUUCUGAAUGUUUUGGAAGUCGAACAGACUUCCAGAACAGAUUCCAUUCGACUUCCGAGGUACCACUGUAUUAGGUGGACAAAACCAGAAGAUCUGGAAGUAGAGAGCAUGGAUUCACAAAAUAAGUGGGGAUGGGGUAGAGUAGAAUUAAAAGGCCCUUGAGGGACAGGUGAGAUGUGCCUGUGGAGUGGAUCUGGAAGGACUUUACUGGAGGAGAGGACCUUGACAGAACAGAGAGCAACAAGCAGUUGUUGCUGCAGGCAGAGUGCUCAGAUUAAUCAAAGGCAGGGAGAUGGGAGAAUGAGCCCAAGGGGCCUGGUUAAGAACAACCCAGCAGUUUUGGGAAAAUUCAAAUGGCACCCCACAUUCCAUAAAUGCAACUCACCAUGGCAUCCUUUUGCGCAAGCCUCAUUGCGGUGGGCAAGAAUGCUGCCAUUUAUUUUGUUUUUUGUACAGCAGAACUUUCUGGUGGAUUGUGUGCCUCAAGGGUCAGAUCCUGUGUAAAGCCAGUGUGGUGUAGUGGUUAGCGUGCUGUGCUAGGUCUGUGAAGACACCGGCUCAAUGUCUCCCCCUCCUCCCAAUCCACAGUGCCCACUGGGUGACAUUGGAUCAGUCAUACCCUCUCAGCCUGACCCACCUCACCAUUGGUUGGUGAGAAGACAACAUAUGUGUCUAUGUAGGGGAGAGUCAUGCUUGCUAGCUUGAGCUCGUUGGAAGAAAGCCAGGUUACGAGUGUAGCUUAAUUUAAUGAAAUACAUGCACGUCUCGCUCAGCUGCCCUUAAUGGUGUCUAAAACCUAUGAACUGAGGUGGCCGCUUUGCUGUAUGUACCUUGUGGGAGUGUCAACUCCAGUUGGCAAAAGAACUUGUGAGAAAAGGAGCAGCAUAUGGAGGAAGGAAACAGCAAAGAGAACGGGAAAAUAGAAUCCACGCUGAGAAAUUGAAGGAGGUUGUGCCAAAAAAAGAGAGCGAGCGAGCGGGGAGAGUACUGUUUCUUCUGUAGUAUUGACUUCCAGGCAUUACUUUUGAGUGCUGAUCUUGAGAUUUCCCAGCGCAACAUGUGGUUUUCCCAGGCGAGAGAUUUGUUUUAUUGCACUGUAUUAACGUCAGUUUUGUGGUGCUGAUUAUGACUUAGUUAGGCACUGGGUACUGUUUGCAAAGAGGCACCCCUCAUUCCAAUGCCCCCCUCCUGUCAUGUUCUCGGCACAUGGCGAGCCUUCCUGGGUGAUCUAAGGUCACUGGGCACUGGGAGGGGGGGUCUUAAAAGGGCACCAAUGGCAGGGUAGAAGAUUCUGGGGUUAAUAUAACAGCAUGGCUGGAUAACCAGUCAUGCUGGGCCCCUAAUGAGGGAGGACACGUUUUAGGACCAAACUUAAGUAUGGUAAGUGUGUGUUUAGCAAAUGAAUAAAUCACUCCCACUUGCCUAUAUGUAAUAAUAAUAAUAAUAAUAAUAAUAAUAAUAAUAAUAAUAAUAAUAAUUCUAUUAUUUAUACCCCGCCCAUCUGUCUGGGUUUCCCAGUGUGCAAAUGAGUGUGCAUUGGAGGGCGGGGUUAAAACCUCCCCCUCAACUCGGCUGCUUUAAAUCCUUUCUCCCCAGCUCACUUCCACUAUUGAACCCAGGCAGACAGGAAAUAGCUUGGAAACAGUUGAGUGCAAUAGUUUCCAAUUAGUGGAACGUGACCAACAAACUGCUGCGCCCUGACCUAAAGUGGGUCUCUUGCCAGAAGCAGUCCCCCUGCCCCCCCCCCCCGCACACACAUUCUUCUUUGAGAGAGAGGAAAGAAAGAGAGGACAACAAAACUAAACAAAAAGAGAAAAGGAAAGGCAUGCAAGUGCAGUAAAAGCCGGCAGAGACAGCUCAAGACCUCUCUGUUCCUGAAGUGGAACAUUCAAAUGACAGAGAUUUGAGCUGCCCCUGAUUCUUACCUCAGAAUCUACUGACUACCUCAGAUUGCCAGCCCUUGGUGCAGGGCGGAGUGCAAGAUGGGGUGCUCCUGGCUUUGAAAGAAGUUGAAAAACUAGUGGCAGCUUUGAGUCGCCGUUAAAGGUUGUACAGUGGUACCUCGGGUUACAUACGCUUCAGGUUACAUAUGCUUCAGGCUACAGACUCUGCUAACCCAGAAAUAGUACCUCAGGUUAAGAACUUUGCUUCAGGAUGAGAACAGAAAUUGUGCUCCGGUGGCAGCAGGAGGCCCCAUUAGCUAAAGUGGUGCUUCAGGUUAAGAACAGUUUCAGGUUAAGAACGGACCUCCAGAACCAGUUAAGUACUUAACCCGAGGUACCACUGUAUAGAGAGAGAGCUAGCAGAUCCAACCCAUGAGGCAGAACCUGCUGAGACGUUCUCCAACAUACACCUAGACAGAAAUGAAUGGGAGCUGUAGGAGAGCACAAUAGGGGGUGGAAAACACCCUUGUCAAUUGUGCCCCAUGUUGAUGAAUGGGAGGCCUUUGGGGCAGCCCCAGGACUUGUAGCUUAGAACCACAGAAGAAGAACAUGGGAGCGCACCACCUCAACUUCUGCAAUAGAAAAUCACCCAUUUGCCUGAUGGACUUGCAUUUCUAAGAUGCAAGCCCUAAUACGCUUGGCAUUGGUGGUUAGAAUGGGCAGGAGUCCCGUUUGAUGUUGGAAGUGCCAAUAGGGCUGUACCCCGUUGGUUAGAAAACAGGAGCCAAGUGGGUGGCUUGAAAAACGGAAGGCGCUCCUUCCUUCUCAGGACUGCCUGGUUCUGAUUCCGCUCUUCCCCUCUGCAGGGCUUUUUCCGGCGGACCAUCCAGAAGAAUCUGCACCCGACAUACUCCUGCAAGUACGAUGCCUCCUGCGUCAUCGACAAGAUCACUCGCAACCAGUGCCAGCUUUGCCGAUUCAAGAAGUGCAUUGCCGUUGGCAUGGCCAUGGACUGUAAGGGCAUUGCGCCCGCUAUGGAGGGAUGCGAGGGUUGGGGAAGACGAGGGAGGGAGCGGUUGCAACCGGGGAUCCCAUCACGGAAAUAAAUGUAGCCAAGGAUGUGGGAGCAGGGAGGUGGCAUGCGGCUUGUUCCAACAUAGAGUUGUGUGGGACCAUCUAUUAAUCCCAAUGUAAUUGGGGCCGUUGUUGCGGCAUGAGAACCCCACGGGCCGGAGUAAGCGGCCUCAGAAUUCCGUAGGCUGUCACAGGAGCCGGCCAAUCAAAUGGCUUCUUGUGAGGCCAUUCAGCGCAUUGGUUAGUGGGCUGCAGGAUGCGACGGGCGCCUCACAGAGUUCUGAUUGGCUGUGUGUGAGGCCCCACUGCCCACUCAUGCCUCUCCAUUCUUCGCGCCCCCUAGUGGUGCUGGAUGACUCCAAGAGGGUAGCCAAGCGGAAGCUGAUUGAAGAGAACCGGGAGAGGCGGCGCAAGGAAGAGAUGAUGAAAUCCCUUCAGCACAGGCCGGAGCCAACCACGGAGGAGUGGGAGCUGAUCCACAUCGCCACGGAAGCGCACCGCAGCACCAACGCCCAAGGCAGCCACUGGAAGCAGAAGCGGAAAUUCCUGGUAAAUAGUGGAGGCGGGUGCGGCAGGCAGAGUCUUAACCAGGGGUUGCAUGUAUUAACCAGGGGUUGCAUGAUCCCGCACAAUCUCUUCUUCUUAUUCCUUGCUUUCUUUUUGGAUUAACAUUUCCUGGCUCUUCUUCCCCGGUUUCUGAGCAUCCAUAUCUUCCCCCCAACCUUUGCGUUCUCGCGCACAGACAUUGUGAAAAUCUGGCAGAAUAAAGGGUGCCAAAUGAGCAGAUAACAACAGGUAUAUCUUGUUUUGCAUCAGGGCUGGGUUACGUGUCUGUGUGUGCAUGCAAAGUCCAUGUAGCUUUGCUUAACACUUUCCUUUACUUUGGGUUUUGUUCUUAUUCUACCAUGCGUAAGCUAGGUUCUGUAGAGAACAGGAAGUAGCAUGGUUACUACCUAGGGAGCUAGCCAUGCCUACGGGCCACUUCUCCUGCAUGUCUUCCUAAUCCUGUGGAAACAAAUGCACAAUUUUAUGCUACGCAAAUGGUUUAACACAAGCUGGAAGCACACAUCUGGCCCAAGGUAUGCUCGUGUUCUACCCGGCUUGUUAUUUGCUACAGUGGCAUACUUUGCAUAUACCGCUGAACCGUGGCUUUGUGCUUCAUGAGGAACCCUGCAGCUUUCCCUGCUUUGGUCAUGCUGCUGCAAUGCUACUGGGACCAAGCCAUGGUUUGAGUCCGUAUUACAUCCGAACCCAGGCUUAUGGUUUGUCUCGCUCCAGACAAAGCACAAGCUUCGCAAGUCUGGGUGUGGACAUAACACUAUAACCGAAGUCAAGAUGUUUUUGAGAAAACACCAACUUCCAUGCAGUCUUCCAGGUUAAAAAACUAUUACUAUUACUAGUUAUUGCUUGUACCCCCACCCAUCUGGCUGGGUUGCCCCAGCCACUCUGAGCGGCUUCCAACAGAAUAUAAAGAACACACACUACACUCUCCUUCAUACCUAAAGUAAUACUAAUAAAACCUGUGCAUAGAGAUCUAGCAUGCCAGGAAGAAGGGUCUAGCCUGGCCUUUUCUUACAUGCUUACAAAAAUAAAUGAAUGCUGGAUCGUUCAACUGUGUGGUCUCCUAUUAAUAGGGCAGAGAAGCAGGUUUCCCUUUAUAUUAUUAUUAUUAUUAUUAUUAUUAUUAUUAUUAUUUCAACUAGGCCUUAUUCACAACUGAAUUUUGCUGUCUCGCAGCCACAUAGUAUCAUAUAAUUUCCCCCUUCUUUUUUAAAAAACCACACUUUGAUUAACAUUCAAUAGGCCCACAAGAGCCAGACAGUGACAUUUUUACCAUGAAGUACCAGUUCACGGGUGGCGCUGUGGGUAAAACCUCAGUGCCUAGGGCUUGCCGAUCGCAUGGUUGGCGGUUCGAAUCCCCGCGGCGGGGUGAGCUCCCGUCUUUUGGUCCCAGCUCCUGCCCACCUAGCAGUUUGAAAGCACCCCUAAGUGCAAGUAGAUAAAUAGGUACCGCUUUAUAGCGGGAAGGUAAACGGCGUUUCCGUGUGCUGUGCUGGUGCUGGCUCGCCAGAGCAGCUUCGUCAUGCUGGCCACGGAAGUGUCUCCGGACAGCGCUGGCCCCCGGCCUCUUAAGUGAGAUGGGCGCACAACCCUAGAGUCAGACACGACUGGCCCGUACGGGCAGGGGUACCUUUACCUUUACCUUUACCAGUUCACCACCCCAGAUUACUAUUUUUGUUUAAAACGCAGUUUUGCAGUGCAACCCUAGACAUGCCUGUUCAGACGUAAGCCCCCCUCCUAAGAGGAUGUCUUCUAAGAGAGAGCGUACAGAAUUGCAGUAAUACAUGUAUUUUAAACUUUUCACUUUUAAACCUCUUUUAAAAUUGUUUAAUAGCCUGUAUUUUUAUUUGAGCUAAUUUUUUGGUGGCUAGGGUUAUUUCCCUUCAGCAGGUCAAUACACACACACACACACACACACACGCACACACACACAAAAAUAUGUGUGCAGGUAUACAGUCAUACCUCGGCUCCCAAACGCCUUGGGAGUCUAACGUUUCGGCUCUCGAAUGAUCGAAAACCAGAAGUGAGUGUUCUGGUUUUCAAACGUUCUCUAGGAAGCCAAAUGUCCAAUAGGGCUUCUGCAGCUUCCAGCUGGAUGCAGAAGCUUCCUGCAGCCAAUCAGAAGCCGCACUUUGGAAGUCGGAUGUUUCAGAAGUUGGACGGACUUCCGGAACAGAUUCUGUUCGACUUCCGAGGUACGACUGUAUAUCUGUAGUAUAAAACCAUACACAGUGGUGCACACUCCAGCCAAAUUUCCGAUAAACGGUUUUGAAGCCCCUUCUAUUUCAGAAGGAUAUAUGUAGGCAUGUGCUAAACCCUCUAAUUGAAAUUGAUUGGAUUUAAAACUGCUUAACAUUGGUGGUGCCCACUCUGAACAAAACGUAUCGGUUUCCUUUUCCAGACUGCCAUAUGCAUUAAAUUUGACCUUUUUUUUUUAAUGUGGUGAGACUCUAACCCAUGCUUAGACUUAGCACUGGUAGUAAGCUCGGAAGUCAAAACAUAUGGCAAUAAAAUCCAAGAUCUCAAUAGUUUUAAUUAAAUAAAGGUUUCUCCUCCUCCCACAGCUUUAGCAAAUGAUUCAGGCCCUACAGAGGGACCUUUGAAGGGUUAAAGUGAUUGAGCAAAGGGACACAGCUGUGACCUCUCAGCUCCCUCCAAGGGCAGAUGGGCCGGAAACCCCCCAACCCAGCCCCCUCCCUUCCCCCUUGCCUUACAGAGUAGGGAUUGCUGGUGUGGGGUGCCCUCUUCUGGCCACAGUCAGCUAGUGCCAGGGCAGGUCAGGACAUAGAGGUCAAGGGAAGUGGGGCUUGAGGGGAGGGGGAGAAAGGAAAUCAGAGGCCACAGGCAGGGUGGCUCUUGAAGAAACAUUUCUCUCUCAUAGUCCUUCUUCUCCCACCCACCAGGGAAUUGGAAAAAUCCCAUACAGUAUUUUGGUACUGAAUUGAAUGUACAAACAUUAUGCAAAAUGAUACAGUUGUUCAAAUCUUUAUUUUUUAUUUCUUAAUGCUUAUUGUUAUAAGAUGCUUGUUAUAAUGAAAACCAAUAAAAAUAUUAACACACACACACACACACACACACACACACUCCUAAGCUUUGCAAUGACAGACAAACACGUUCCUAAAUUAAGCUACAGUUUUGAAAUUCAGUCUGGGCAAUGGUCUGAAAGCAACACAAGUGCAGUUUUAGGUGUUCUCUUAAGGAACGGGGGAAACAAACUGCAAACCUCGUUUAAGUUCUGCAAAGGAAGAACAGGAGAGAAGUGUGGUGGGUUCCAAUGCACCAUUUUUACUGGUAAAAAAACCCCCCACACACCAUAAAAGCUUCCCCAGCUCCCACAUGGGUGGGUCACAGGCUCUAGCAUGCCCUUAAUGUUGAUUAAUGUCCUGCAUUAAAAACAGAAGGGGUGCCUUGCUCCAGAAAGGGGGUGCGCACAGGGCUGCACCCACUCAGCAGGGACAACAGAACUUCAGGUGUCCUAGAGGAUAAUUGGAGGAAUCCUUCAAGGGGAAGACGCCUGCAGGCCCUUGUGACAACAGGCGCUUAAGGUGCAAAGCAAUUCUGUCUCCUCCCCGAUUGCAUUCUUUACCCCCUCGCUCCAUACAAGUAAGUGGAGUGUGUUUUUCAUUUACAGUGAACGCUUGGGUUGCGAACGUGAUUCGUGCAGGAUGCAUGUUCACAAUCCGCAGCGUUCGCAACCCACAGCAGUGCGUCUGUGCACGCACAGGUUGCGAUUCGGCGCUUCUGCGCAUGCGCGACCACUGAAACACGGAAGUAACCCGUUCCAGUACUUUUGGGUUUUGGCAGGUCUGUAACAAAAAAAUGCAACCUGAAGCGUCUGUAACCUGAGGUAUGACUGUACUUGCAUGGACUAGGGUAAAUCAGGAAAAUAUUCAUGGGGACAGAACACAAUUUUGUCCAGCGUAAACCCCCAUUUUCCACUUGAGGAGUUCUUCUCUGUCCCCCCAUCCCCCAGCAGAGAGACAACAGAUUGCAAAGCAGGAGUAGCCAAAAUGAAUUUUAACAAUACAGGAAAGUAGUUUGAGAUUGCCUUAGACUAGAAAUUGAUCAACCUUUCGCAACUACCUUUCCUGUAAAAAUUAAUGAAAACCAAGCCAUAUUAUAAUUCACAGUUCUUUUGAAUGCACGUUUUCACAAAAUACACAACUUGUAUGCGUUUUGCUGCAAAAUAAUCAUUUCUGGGUGCGUUUUGGUACUUCUUUUGAGCGAAGAACUGCAUCGCAAAAUCUAGGGAAGCACGGAAACCUUAAAAAUCGCUGCAUUCUGAUCCUCCCCCUCAUCCUGGAAGUGCGAAUAACUUAAAAAUGAGGGCUGGAUGAAAUCCUGGAGCUUCCCUACCUUCAACACAUGAGGCUGUGGCUUGCUCCAGAUCUUGUCAGCACUGUUGACAGAACCCCAAAGUGAAAUGUGCACUGACUCAGUGAGAGACAUCAAGGUUAUUCACUUUGAAAAUGAAGCAGCAACUUGGUGGGAAACUGUGGGUUUUGGUGUGAGAUACAGCAGUGAGCUUUUUCGUGUUGACGGACAGAUUUGUAACCCAGAGAAACUUUUCUGGGCACUAGCAUAAUCUAGCACACGCUACUACAGCCUGUUCUAGAGGAUGCAAUAGAAUGCUUCUUUCAAAUCUAAUUUCAGCAGGGCAGGGGACCCUGUGGUUGCCUAUGGGUGCCAGGUUGUUGAUAUGCUAAAGUCUACCUUGCAAAGUUUUACGUUGCCAGGGUUGUGCGUCCUUCAGAACCAGAACGGUCAGUUCAACAAGAGGGAAUUGCCUAAUGGUACCAUGUGCCUUAAAAAGAAGGCCGUGUUUCAAUGUGUUUUUCCCAUUAGUUCCCGGCAAGCCGCACAUGCAGCACUCAUCAACAGAAGAUUCAGAACGCGUAGUUCUUCCUGUUGCAAAAGUAGAAUCGGAUUCUGGUGGUUUUAGAGAAUGGAAGGUGGAUUCGCCCCAAACUUUUGUUCUGCAGAGUCAUGAUUCUGCCUCUCUUCUCGCCCCACUCACAGCCCGAAGAUAUCGGUCAGUCACCUAUGGCCUCCAUGCCCGAUGGGGACAAAGUGGACUUGGAGGCGUUCAGUGAGUUUACGAAGAUCAUCACCCCCGCCAUCACCCGUGUGGUGGAUUUUGCCAAAAAACUGCCCAUGUUUUCAGAGGUAAGCGAGGUGGGUGGGUAGAUUCCAUCAGAGGGUUGGGGAGAAAGGAGUUUGGUGAUAAUCUCUUGAACAUGCAGAGAUCACAGGUCUUCCCAUUACACUGAUUAGUAAGGGGAAAGCCACAGGUGUGGAGCUAGCUUCUUGCUUCCUCCCACCAUAAUAAUCUCCAUGGUUUGCCACCAGAAGGAAAUAUUAAGGGGCAGAUAGAGAGGUAUGAUGGGGUGCAAGCAAGCUUGUUACUGAUUUGUCCAGUCAGGCUGAGGUGCUGAUGACGGGUAGGCCCAAACCAAAAGUGACAGACAAUUUUCAUGACCGCCUCUGUCAGUGUCAGAAGGUGCUCUGUUCUUUCAGCAACCUUUCAUAAAUCAAAAUGAAAAGGAAGUGUUGGUUCGGAAUGCAUUGACUUGGAAUGGGCUUCCUGAUUAGCUAGGAUCACCUAAGUGACCAGUCUAGGUACUCUAAAAUAGCUUGAUUUGGUCUCUGUAAUGUAAGCCGGGCAUCUAGAAAAACCAGAUUGGUUGUGUAGCAUCAUGAUGGCAUUGUGGCCACUAUGUGAUUCCUGGUUAGCUGGGAUCACUUAACGAAGGUAAAAACCCUAAAAGGGAAAAAUGGCUGUGAAGCUGUAAUGUAUUGGGCGACUAAUGGCUGCAAAAUGAUGAACAUUCUCAGAGGUAGGAGUUCGUUUCAAGAAACAUUUCAGGAUAGCUGUGUACAUUCCAAUUCCCACCCACCCAAACCAUGCAUAUAAUAAACCUGUAACCUGUAAACAUGCAGCUGAUGAUAUGGACCGUAGUCCACAAAAACUUGUGCCACAGGAAGUGUACUAAGGUGUCACAAGACUCUUCUUCCUUCAAACAAAUGGCUUUUGAAGAGAACUGCCAAGUUCUUACCCUCUCCCAAGCAAUUCCUGAUUUCCCGCUGCUCCUCACCCUGCUUUGAUUCAUGCCCAGACUCUGGCCUUUCUCCUUCCAUGAUCUCUCCUUAGUGCACCUUUCCUUUUCUCCUCAUAAACCCUCCUCGCUUUGCUCCUUUGUUGGGGGCAGUGGAAACAUGCUAACUCCGUGGAGUCUGGAGCAAGGAGUGCAAAGGGCCCUCUUCUCUGUGAAGCACAGCCCUAGUAAGCCGGCUGCCACUGACCGCCAUGCCUCUCCCUGCCCACAGCUGCCUUGUGAGGACCAGAUCAUCCUUCUGAAGGGCUGCUGCAUGGAGAUCAUGUCACUGCGGGCGGCUGUGCGCUAUGACCCCGAGAGCGAGACGCUGACGCUAAGUGGCGAGAUGGCCGUCAAGCGGGAGCAGCUGAAGAACGGCGGCCUGGGCGUGGUGUCGGACGCCAUCUUUGAUCUGGGCAAGUCCCUCUCUGCCUUCAACCUGGACGACACCGAAGUGGCGCUGCUCCAGGCUGUGCUGCUCAUGUCCUCAGGUACAGGAUUCGGGAUAUACGCGGCCACCCCAUCUGGCCCAUAGCACCCCCAGUCUGCUCACUCUCAGCCAUCAGGUGGGGAGGGUGGGAGCCUCUUCUUGGAGCCAAUCAGAGGCUUUUCUCAAGCUUAAUUUUGGCGGGUUUGUUGGAUGGGGUCACAGCUGGGGGGGGGGGAAGAAUGAAUCCUCCACAUAUGCUGCAGCACUGCCAAAAAUAUAGAAUUUUGGCUUUUUAAGAAGCCCAUUCAACCACUCCAAUUGAAGGGUUGGGGGUUUUUUAGUCGAAUUGCUACACUGGGCUUGGGAGGAUUGGAGCUGGUUGCAGCUGGAGGGGGAAGGGUUAACGCCUUCCUUGUGCCAUGUGACCCACUGAACCCGCCCCCUGCUGCUGUUAAACUUGGGGGAAACCCUUACUGUCUGCUCCAAUAGUAGGUUUCCUCCAAGCCUAAUUACAGCACCUGGUGCUGUUUGUGUGAGUGCAGAAGGGGAAGGAAGGGUUAAUCUUCCCUUCUGCAGCAGCAGUCCCCAUGAAGAUCUGGCAGUGAGGCUUGGGAAAAAGUCAAAAUGCUUCUCCACCCCCACCCCAAGACUAACUGCUGGCUGUGGGAGGGAGGAGAGUAAAAAUCUGCAGGCGACUGUGUGUAUUGCAUGUAUGGAUAUGAAGUAGUGAGCAUGCCUGCUUUGCCAAAACCUCCUUUUUGCCUUGAUCACACCUGUUGCUUGACUAGAAGGUUGGUCCAGUAGGAAUCUGGGCUUCCGCCCCAGGAGGGUUCCCCGCUUCUUGUCUGUGUUGACUCGCAGCAGCUGGGCAGGGUUUUGGACAGGCGUCUGCCUAGAAAUGAUGGGGAUGAAACCCCAAGGCCUUUUUGCAUGCGGAACACAUCCUCUGCCGCUGUCUGAGCCCUUCCCUUAAAAGGCAUAGACUUGGGCCCACCUAUGAACAUAGAUGCCUGAGCCGCUACCGCAGGGCAUAUGUGGCAUUUUGAGUGGGGUCUAUUUGGGUAUUGGGCAGGUCAGUGCAGGCAUGGAGGAACAAGGAAAGGGGUGAAAUAGUAGAGAAUAUGAUAACCACUCAAUGGGUUUGCCAGGAGGAGCGUAAUUCAGCCACCUCUGAGGUCGAUUAAAUUGGUCUUGGAGCCAGUGGGUGUUAAGAAGGUGGGUUCAGGAUCAUUAAUUGCAGGUGGGGUGCACUGAGCGGCCAGCUUGAAUGUAGGGUUGCAGUUGGUCGGACAGUGUCAUUUCACUUUUACAGUAUUUUCCAUGUAUAAGACGCCCCCUACUUUUGGGGACCCCACAUUUAGAAAAUGGUCAUAUGCACUAUCUGUGUAUACAACGCCCUCAGAUUUUUAACCUUAUUUUAAAGUAAAAAAAACCCUAGUCUUAUACAUGGAAAAGUACGGUAAUUUGUAUACCGCCUUUCUAUAUUACUAUACACAAGGAGGUUUUCAGCAGCAAAAUACACAACAGAGAACGCAUACGUUACAUGAUCUGAUCCAAUACUACAAAAUCAUAAUAAAACAUAACUUUAAAAUGGAACAACUUAUAUCAAAUAAUAAAGUAAUACUCGGUGAUCUAUUAGAACAGUAAAAUGAACUCUCGAAACAUCAGCAAAUAAUAAUUAAACAGAAAUUCACUCUUGACCAUUGCAGUUUGUAACUACAAACUAUGAUCAACAAAAAUAACUGCAAGUCACAGUGCCUAAAAUACCACAAGGUGUACAAAACCAUGUAAAAGGAUCAAACUGAGAAGCAAAGGCACCCGGUGGGCUUCCUUGGACUUGCGUUCCUAACCUGAGAUUUGGCUGGAGGAGCUGGCUGUUGAGUUGUCUGUAAGCAGCCACACUGGAAUCCAGAGCCGGGAUGGAAAUUUCCAGCUCAGGGCCAGAUUCGGGCCCGGCAAAAGCAAGCAUACAGUGCGCAGUAAAAUUCUGGAGCUCAUUGGCCCUAAGGUGGCAUUACAGCCAGCAGCUCAAACGUCUUUAGCCAGGGUGUGACAUUUGUGGAGGAUAAGCUGACAUCUCUGUCAAAGGCAUGUAUGCACUCUGAAUACCAGGCACUGGGAGUCCCAAGUGGGAGGAGGCUGCUGGGCUCAUGCUCUGCUUGUGUGCUGCUUGCCAUCAACAUCUCGGGAGCCACUGUGGGGAAGUGGGAGGCUGGGCUAGGCAGGGCCUGGGCCUGGCGCCACGGGCACCCUUCUCACGCCCUCUCUAUUCCCCCCUUUGCAGACCGCAGCGGGCUGAUCUGCGUCGACAAGAUUGAGAAAUGCCAAGAGACAUACCUGCUGGCAUUUGAACACUACAUCAACUAUCGCAAACACAACAUUCCCCACUUCUGGCCCAAGCUCCUCAUGAAGGUGACCGACCUGCGCAUGAUUGGAGCUUGCCACGCAAGCCGCUUCCUGCACAUGAAGGUGGAAUGCCCCACGGAGCUCUUCCCCCCGCUCUUCCUCGAGGUCUUUGAGGAUCAGGAAGUCUAA
Podarcis lilfordi (Lilford's wall lizard) is the source of this 38130-nucleotide messenger RNA. The record is from the annotation of a GenBank genome assembly. NCBI's taxonomy places the organism in Eukaryota, Metazoa, Chordata, Lepidosauria, Squamata, Lacertidae.